AUGUCCACCGCCAAGGUCAACGAAAAGGCGCAUGUCGAGCAUCAUGAUCACGGCCAAUCGCCCACCGCCUCUCCGACAACCUCACGCGCCGACCCGUCGCUAGAAAACCUCACUGCCGCAAACAGGAAACUCGACAAUCCGCUGCGAGGGAUUCCACGAGAACGACUGCUCAGCGAUGUAGAGCUAUUUGCGGAGGAGAAGGGCUUGAAGGACAUCCUUCUGGAGCUCAGAAAAGGCGCGUUAGUUGCCCAAGAUCCGGCGGCAUUCGAAAGCGUCGACCUCCUCGAAGAAAACGACAAAUACCACAUCCGGCGUGAGACGACUCAUAGAUAUAGUCAAACUUGGAGCCUCUACUACAUGGUUGUAAUGUCUUCGCUCGCAGCAGCUGUGCAGGGAAUGGACGAGUCUGUCAUUAAUGGUGCACAAAUUAUCUACCCAGAACAGUUUGGUAUCGGUGGCACGAGUCAACGCGAUUCUUGGCUAGUUGGCCUUGUUAAUUCCGCCCCUUAUCUCUGCUGCGCCCUCAUCGGCUGUUGGAUAACGGACCCUAUGAACGAGGCAUUAGGACGCAAGAAAACGAUCUUCGUUACCUGUCUGAUCAGUUUCCUCACUUGCAUCUGGAGCGCGUUCACGAACACAUGGUGGCAUCUUUUCAUCGCGCGGUUCUUCCUUGGUUUCGGAAUUGGUCCAAAGUCUGCGACCGUCCCCAUCUACAGCGCAGAAUGCGCCCCUGCUUCGAUUCGAGGUUCCCUUGUCAUGAUGUGGCAAAUGUGGACAGCGUUCGGUAUCAUGAUUGGCGACUUAAUCGACGUCGCAUUCUACUUCGUUCCCGACCACCCACACGUUACCGGCCUCAAGUGGCGCCUCAUGCUCGGCUCCGCUGGAAUCCCAGCCCUUAUCGUUUGCUGCCAAGUAAUGUUCGCCCCCGAAAGCCCUCGUUGGUUGAUUGGUCGGGGUCGUUAUCGCGAAGCCUACAACGAGCUCGCCCGGUUGCGCUUUAGCCCUGUCCAGGCCGCACGCGACCUGUACUACAUCCACGUCACCCUCGAGGCAGAGAAGGAGAUCGCGCGGGGACGGAACAGGCUUGUUGAGAUGUUCACUGUCCCCCGGAACCGCAACGCGACUGUGGCAAGCUUCAUCGUCAUGUUUGGCCAGCAGUUCUGUGGUGUUAAUGUUAUUGCCUAUUAUUCGAGCACGGUCUUCUUCCAAUCUGGAUUCUCGCGCGUCUCGUCCCUCCUUUCCUCGUUCGGCUUUGGCCUGAUCAACUUCGUAUUUGCGCUCCCGGCUGUUUUCACCAUCGAUACCUUUGGGCGACGCAACUUGUUGUUGUUCACCUUCCCGUGGAUGGCGGUCUGUCUCCUCAUCACGGGCUUCUCGUUCUGGAGCACCAAUCCGAAAGGACUCGUCGCGGGAGUGUCGUUGGGCAUCUACCUUUUCGGAAUCGCGUAUUCCCCGGGCGAGGGACCUGUGCCGUUCACCUAUUCUGCUGAAGCGUUCCCGUUGUACAUCCGUGAGCUCGGCAUGAGCUUUGCGACCGCGACAACUUGGUUCUUCAACUUCGUCCUCGCUAUCACCUUCCCAUCGCUGCUCAAUGCGUUCAAGCCUCAAGGCGCGUUUGGCUUUUUAUGCAGCUUGGUGCUGCGUGCUCUGGGUGCUUGUCCUGCUUUUCUCCCAAUGAGAACUCAUGCGGCAUAUGGCCUGCGGCAGGUGCCGUAUGGCUUCAAGAAGUUCAUUUUGCGGCGGAAGAAUGUCAAGCCUGUCAGGCUGUACAUCGAUGAGGACGAGGGUGAAGUAGGGGAGACGGUGGGCAAGCAGGAGAUUGGGAAUGUGGAUUUGGGUGGGCGGACGAAGGGCGAAAGUGGUCUAGGGGAUGUCGAGAAGCGGCAGAUGAAGGAAGAUCAAGCAUGA
Molecule: messenger RNA, 1908 nt
Organism: Mycena indigotica
Lineage: Eukaryota; Fungi; Basidiomycota; Agaricomycetes; Agaricales; Mycenaceae
Product: MFS domain-containing protein
Exons: 13
Coding region: 1-1908 (635 amino acids)
Biological process (GO): transmembrane transport
Cellular component (GO): membrane
Molecular function (GO): myo-inositol:proton symporter activity
Source: RefSeq, a predicted model, not a curated record